GUAUCAUAGUUUUUGCUGAAAAUUAAAAGAAAAUGUUUUGUUCUCCUUCCAGGACCUGCAGCUCAGUAUGGCAUUGUGUGGUGGAUGCAGGGUUCUGGUUCUGGCCGUGCGGAGUGUGCAUGUUUCGGCCCGGUCUGCUCCAGCGCUCGCCCAGCCGGUCAGAGCGUUCUCCUCUUCGUCUCGGGUUUGCUCUCUGGACUCAUUCUCCUCGGGUCAGAGGAGGGUUCCGGCAGCCGGGGUGAAGACCGAGAGGACCUGUCCAUCCGUGAGCAGCGCCCAGAGGAACCUGUCGGCCGUGGCCGUGUCCCUGCAGGUUCAGCGCCGGCCCCUCUGCAGGUACGACCUGCUAGACCUGGGAGAGGUGGAGGAAAACACACGCAAAGCACUCGCCUGUAAACACCUGAGGAGGUUCAUCAUAGACCCAAACCUGGCCAGAGUGGUGGCCGAGCACCUUUCACAGGACAUAGAGGACGGCAAAGCGGUCAUCUUCGAGUGUAAUCCAGGUCCUGGAGUGUUGACCCGCACGCUGCUGAACUGCGGCGCUCAGAGAGUGGUGGCGCUAGAGAGCGAUAAAGCCUUCCUACCUGACCUGCGGGCUCUGGAGAACAAUCUGGAAGGCCAGCUGGAGGUGGUCCACUGUGACUUCUUUAAGCUGGACCCCAUCGGCCAGGGCAGCAUGAAGCCCCCAGCCAUGUACUCGGAGAAACUCUUCACGGAUCUCGGCAUCUCCGAAGUGCCCUGGACAGCAGACGUUCCGGUGAAGGUGGUGGGGAUUUUCUCCCAGAGGAACGAGAGGAACAUGCUGUGGAAGCUCGUCUACGCUCUGUUCGAACGCCUGUCCAUCUUCCGCUACGGACGCGUGGAGCUGAUCAUGUUCAUCAGCGAGAAAAACUACUCAAAGCUGGUGGCCCAGCCUGGGAACAAUAAAAGCUACCAGGCUGUGAGCGCGCUCUUCCAGAUGUCCUGCAACAUCGAGCUGCUGCACCAGGAGCCGUGGUCCUCCUUCGUUACCACAUCGAGGUGCGGUGGGCUGAGCAUUCCCAAAAGCACUGUGGUGCCGAAUGAUCACCUGUGUCUGGUGCGGAUCACUCCCCGAGUCGAUUUAUUCACUUCCACCGUCACUCCGUUCAACAGCAGCACUCUGGUCGUGAUGGUCAAACAGUGUCUGGCGAAAAGGAGAGGAAAACUCAUCGAAAAGCUCAACUCAUGGAGUCCAGGCAUCGGUCAGGACCUGCUUGGUCAGAUCGGGCUGAGUGAGGACGUCCUGACCGGUCAGGUUUAUCCGGAUCAGUACAAGCAUCUGUUCGAGCUGAUGGAGAAAUCGGAGCAGUUCACUCAGAGCUGGCUUUAUUCCGAAAUUCUGGAGAACACCAAGAACACAGGCCGCGGAUCAUAGCACGGACGGGUGCACGCACCGUUUCCAUGGAAACCGGGGAGAAGGAGCCAGAGAGACAGUUCUGAAGCAUGCGAGAUGUGUUUGACUGCUUGAGUUCAGCUCAUUAUCACGUCUGCGGUAUUCGCCAGUUAGACCCUCUGAUUGGCUGGAGGAACGAUAGUGAUAUUUAGCCAAAGAGCAUUAGCACCUGUGCUAGUGUAGCGUGCGCUCGGCUCAGCUGUGCUUUGGUUAAGCGUUCAGAACGUGUUUAAAUAUUUAAUACCAAAAACAAACCUGUAGGGCUGAUAAACACACGUGUCCAUACUGAGGUUAUAACGCUAUGUAGCGCAGUUACAGAACAGCUUUCAAUAUUAAUAAACACCUAUUGGUGAAUCACUGAGUGUGUUUACAUGCACUCAAUAAUCCGAUAACUGCAGAAAAUCAGAUUUCAUCAGUAAUCCGAUCAACACGUUUAUAUGCACUUGAGUAAUCAGAUAAUG
Messenger RNA from Colossoma macropomum (tambaqui), 1875 nucleotides. RefSeq names its product transcription factor B2, mitochondrial (gene tfb2m). Gene Ontology annotation, biological process: transcription initiation at mitochondrial promoter; rRNA methylation. The transcript has 8 exons. Gene Ontology annotation, cellular component: mitochondrial matrix. Gene Ontology annotation, molecular function: mitochondrial transcription factor activity; rRNA (adenine-N6,N6-)-dimethyltransferase activity. Lineage: Eukaryota; Metazoa; Chordata; Actinopteri; Characiformes; Serrasalmidae. Bases 68 to 1396 code for a protein of 442 amino acids. The record is from RefSeq and is a predicted model, not a curated record.